CCUCUCUCCCUCCCUCUCCUUUCCUCUCCCUUUCCCGCCUUCUCGCUCUCGAUUGUCUCCCCCCUCUCCUCCUCUGCUUCAGCCCAUGCGCACCCCUCCCUCGCCCGCUCUCCCCAGGGACUGCCGCACCCGGCUGGCGGCAGGGGUGAGGGGGGCAAAGACUGUCGACGCGACAUUGGUGGCAACCGAGCGUGGCAAACAAGGCUAAGCGAAAGGGCAGAAGGGCAACCACCAUCCAGGCACAGGCACAGGCCUUUUUUACCCCCCCUCCCCUCCCCCGGCCUCAACACAGCCCGCCCAGUCAACCAUUCAAAUGCGUCCCCUGACUGCCUCCUCUUCUCGCCCUCACACGCAUUUCUCCUCCUCCUCCCCACCAGCGUGUAUCGGUCUGUAAAGGAUGGAGGGGUGUGUUGCCGCAUAUUCUAGACAUGUAUACAUGUAUCCCUGGAGCAGCCGUCCUUGCCUUCCUCCGCAUCAAUGCGUCGAGUUCAUCCGGCUGCAUGGUGCACUGUGUGUGGACUGCUGUCUGUACAACCCAUGCAUCGCAUUCGUCGACUCCACAGAUGGCUCAAUUGCUCUCGACGGAUGGCACACGGGGCGUCAGAGCAAAAGGGAAAGGGAAUGAGCACGUAAUAGACGCUCCGCAGCGCUGCCCAAGUGGCCCAGCUCGAUUUUUAUUUUAUUUUUUAUCUUUGCUGAUGGUCAUCAUCUGUGACUCCCUCCGUGUUUCCUUCUUGAGUUGAGUUGCAUGCAUCCGCCUCUCCCCCUCACAACUCUGUUUCGAAUCCGGGUGGUCAAUGGCUGUUCCAAACCUCGCUAUUUUUGAACCUUCUGCCACGCGAGACGCUGGUAUACUCUCUCUCUGCUGGACAUGUACCAUCGCUGCUGGUCUGGACAGACAAGAUAAAAAGCGGCCCCACUGCAUGCUCUGCUCUUCCCUCUCUCAAUCUUCUUCAUCGCGAACUCAGACGCUCAGCUGCCCUGAAUCGACCCCGGACUUCGGUUUGACUGAAAAUGGAAAUCACAGCAGCGGUACUCUAAACAAAAAAAAAAAAAAAAAAAAAAA
Gamsiella multidivaricata is the source of this 1066-nucleotide messenger RNA. RefSeq lists its product as uncharacterized. The transcript has a single exon. The annotation marks the transcript as partial. The record is from RefSeq and is a predicted model, not a curated record. Lineage: Eukaryota; Fungi; Mortierellomycota; Mortierellomycetes; Mortierellales; Mortierellaceae.